CAGCCCAAUGGUGAAAAAUGCUUACCAUCAUUACCCGAAUUCAGAAACGGAAACCCACUGGUAAUCCGUCGUUUUGAAGUUUUCCGGUAGUUUUGCUACCGGCAAUAGUAUUCUCUCUCUCUCUCUAUAUAUAUAUAUCCAAGGUGAUUACUUUUUAUCCCAGCUAUGGAUGAUUGAUUUCUCUGAAGGUCAGGUCUUAACUCCUGGAUUAGAUGUGGAGUAUCAAAGGUAGACUUUCAACAAGGUUAAUGAAUAUUUGCGUAGCAUCUCUUUGUAAAGCCAAACAAUUGGAGAAAGCUGAGGCUGUAAUAGUUGAUGGCAUAAGAAUUGGAGUACAACCAGAUGUGGUCACUUAUAAUACACUGAUUACUGCAUAUUGCUGCUUUGUUGGCAUUGAUGCAGGUUAUUCCAUCCUUUAUAGGAUGAAAGAGGCUGGAAUUAAUCCUGAUGCUAUUACAUAUAACUCUUUAAUAGCUGGAGCUACCAGAUAUUGCAUGCUAUCUCGAUGUCUCGAUCUGUUUGAAGAAAUGCUUGAGAUGAGUAUUCUUCCUGAUAUUUGGAGUUACAAUACAUUAAUGCAUUGCUACUUUAAAUUGAGAAAGCCAGAUGAGGCUUACAGGGUGUUUCAGGAAAUUCUUUUGAAAGAUAUUUCUGUUCAUCCAGCAACAUUCAAUAUAUUAAUUAAUGGUCUUUGUAUGAAUGGAUAUACAGAGAAUGCCUUAAUGUUAUUUAGGAGUAUAAAACGUCAUGGAUUUAUUCCUCAGUUAGCAACUUACAACAUUCUUAUUCAUGGGCUGUGCAAGUCAGGACGGGGAAAAGCUGCAAGAGAAUUUCUCAGCGAGUUGGUAGAAUCAGGUCAUUCCCCCAAUGCCAUCACUUAUACGACAGUAAUGAAAUGCUUCUUCAGAUGUAGACAAUAUGAAGAAGGCCUUAAGAUCUUUGCAGAGAUGAGAAGGAAAGGAUAUACAUAUGAUGCCUUUGCUCACUGUACAGUUGCAAGUAUGUUACUUAGAACUGGGAAGAUGAAUGAGGCCAAAGAGUACCUGGGCUAUAUAAUUACAAAUGGUUUUGACCUUGAUAUGGUGUCUUUUAAUACCAUUGUUAAUCUAUAUUGUAAGGAAGGACAGCUGGAUAAUGCUUAUAAGUUGUUAUACGAGGCAGAAAAAAAAGGGUUGGAGUAUGACAAAUACACCCACACUAUCUUGAUUGAUGGCUUGUGCAGGGCUGGAAAGUUCAGAGAGGCCCAGCAACAUUUGGACUAUAUGAGUAUGAUGGGUUUUGAUUCUAACUUGGUUGCUUUGAAUUCUUUUAUUAACGGGUUGUGUAAAGCUGGUCACCUUGAACAUGCUUUACGGAUGUUUGAAUCAAUGGAUGCCAAAGAUUCUAUUACUUACUCCACUAUGGUGCAUAGUCUUUGCAAUGCCAGGAGAUUUCGUGCAGCAUCUAAGCUAUUACUUUCGUGUAUAAGAGGUGGGAUGAGAAUUCUUAAAUCAGAUAAACGUGGUGUGAUUGAUGGCCUUCGUUCUUUUGGAUAUUCGCAAGAAGCAAGAAAGGUCCAGUCUAAAAUUCGAUUGGCUAAGAUACUGCAUAAUUAAUUAGGGAUGAUGUUCAACUUUGCCACUCAAGUGUUCACCUUGUUUAAUUGCCUAAGGUUUUGCAUUAUAACACUUUAUGGAAGCUUUAAAACCUCAGGGAUUAUGCACGUGAGAAUACGACCUACAUUAACCAAUUUUAAGUCAAGUACUCAAUCCUCUUGUUAGAGGCAAACACAUGACACUUCUGUCAAGAGGUCGUGGAUUCUAUACCUUUCCUCAUACGAAAGAUAAUGAUGACAUGCUGUUGAAACUGUGAAGAGUUAUUACAACAACAACAACAUAUACCCAGUGGGGUCUGGGGAGGGUGGAGCGUAACAUACCUUACCCCUGCCUCAUGGAGGUAGAAAGGCUGUUUUCCAAAAGAUCCUCGGCACAACUGCACAAGAGUUAUUAUGCGGAAGUAAAUGCAUGCUUUAUUACAGAUGCUAAACAAUUAGGUGGGCCAAAACUCAUGUCAUUCUGGGCUCUGAAUCUGAAAUCAUUAAGCUGUCGUGUUUGGCUGAAGGUAAAUCAAAGACUUUAAUGCGGUUGCGCAAUGGAUUACUACUUGGAUAGAAGUUUUCCUAUUGAAGUUUGAAGUUGAGAUUGAGCAAUUUCAAACAUUUGGGGCAAGUAAGAUAGCUUCUAAAGCUUCUUCUGUCAAAUGCCAUGACCUUAGUAUGCUGAGAUUUUUGUAAAUUUUCUCGGUAAGAUAGCACUUUGCUAUUUUGAUUUGAGAAGCUUUUACACCUUGGAGCAAGGCAGUGUACAAGUAUAAGUUACAAAUGAUUUCCUUAUCAGGAGAAGGAGAUAGCAGCAAAAUACUGUUAAAGGGUCAGAAUGACAGUAUUUGAGAUUGAAAAGAUUCAAUAACACCAGGAAAGCCCAAGGCAAAAGAAAAAGGAGUAGUCGGUAGGAUCCACUUUGUUCACAUUCAGUAGCAGCUUGCCGGUGUCCUUUCAGGCCAGUAACUCCUGCAAUAGGCAGCUAGGUUACGUGUUACUUAUUUUAUGGUUAUCCUGUCCUAAUUGAAGAAUGAUGUUAGGAUGAGCCAUUCUAAGACCAUUUUUUAUAUCCCAAUGGAGGGGAUUAUUGGAAUUUAUCAUAGAGAAAUUCAUCCGAGGAUGACUUAGCGGAGAUGCCUCAUCCUAUCAGGCACAAAUCAAACAUGCACUUUGAGGCGGCAAUUCAUAAACUGAGAACUUUGUGCUCUUUUAGCACUCCUCUGAAGCCAAGGGAAAUCAAAGAGCUGUCAAUGAUAUCAACAAUUCAAUCUCCAGCUAGAGCAAGACGUGAACUUCACUGUCGAAAAUCUCAAGUUGCUUACAAGACAGGCUCAACCAAACUUCAGACCACAAAUAGAUCUUUUAAUUACAAAAUCAUAUUACAUUUUCUUUUUCUUUUUAAAAAAUAAAAAAAUAAUCAUAAUCUCUCUUUUUUUAUGUAGCGUUGGUGUCAUUGUUUUUUAGAUGCAAAGGGCUGUUCUAUGAUAGCACUUCAACUUCCAUGAUAUACUGCUUAGUUUUUUCCCUGGUUUAGCCUUGUCAUUA
Solanum dulcamara is the source of this 3124-nucleotide messenger RNA. RefSeq names its product putative pentatricopeptide repeat-containing protein At4g17915. The record is from RefSeq and is a predicted model, not a curated record. Gene Ontology annotation, molecular function: protein binding. Lineage: Eukaryota; Viridiplantae; Streptophyta; Magnoliopsida; Solanales; Solanaceae. The transcript has 9 exons. The coding region runs from base 213 to 1595 and encodes 460 amino acids.